CUGCUCCGUCGCGGAUGCCAGGGGCGUGGUAGGAAUUCUGGGCCCCGGGCCAUUCAAGGUCAGGGGCGUACGCCUCUGUCCUGGGCGUCUCCUGCUCGGGGCCUGCGCCUGGCCGGGGACUCUGCCUUUCUUCUGCAAGGCCGGGGCACCUCUAGCCCAAUCUGGGGUACCAGUUGAGGAAAGAUCGCUUUGCCAGUGGAGAUUCAGCCUAAACCAGGAAGCGGACAGGGCUGACAGGGGCUGGGAUACGGGCCUUGUCACUUACCCUUCUCUCUGUAAACCUCUGUCUACUCCCAAGAGUUGCCUUUGACUCUUUCUUCCUUCUUUCCUUCCCUCCUUCCUCCCUCUUUUUUUCUUGUUUACCCCUUCCUUUUUUCUUUCCUUAAUUUUCUUUCACCUUCAGUCUGUGUCCAGUUUUCUUUCUGUCUCCUCCCCAACUAUUCCUUUGGGAGGAACUGGGGGAAGAGAUACAGGGCUUGUUUAGGGAGAGCGAGGUGUGGGGUGUCUUAUUUUUCCAUGCGUGUUCAAGCAGAGGUGGGAAUCUGCUGAGGAAGAGCUGGAGGGGCGCGGCUGUCUAGGGCUGUGGAUCUCGGCCUGGUGUGCUGUGGCCCAGACAAGGCCUCGGUUAUGAUCACGACCGGAUGGCGGCGGCCUGGCGUUCCUACUCCGCGGGUCCUGAACGGCAGCUUAGGCAAUCUGAUUGGGGGGAAUUCUCGUCGUUUUUGUGUGCCCAUUCCGAGGGCAAGGAGGCCUUCGCUGACUUCAAUGGGGAGAUGAGGCUGAGUCCUGGCCUCAGCCAGGCCCGGUGGACCAACACGCAGGGAACUGCCACAAAGCUUCCUCUGCUUUCCCGGCCUGCUGGUCCAGGCUCCGGCUUUAAUCGCGAUAAGGGAGCCCCGCUAGGGCAAAGAUUGGCUGUUUGCUUGCCAGUAGCUUCUAUCAGGGUCAGAGGAUGUUAGAUAUGGCAUCCUUGUGGGGACAUUACUAGAGAAGGGAAUCGUUCCAGUGCCAGUGUGUUUCAAAUAAUAGGGGAAAGGAAGCCUAAAUUGUAGACACCGAGUCCGCCUUCCAAGUUGUAGGCCACGGUUUGAAGCCAAUGGGGCCAUUCUUGCUACCGAGAACUGAAAACAAUUUCCACCCCUGGGAAUCCAACACGCCUGCGGGCCUUCAGGCUCAAGCACACGAAACAGCGCUUCCCUCCCCAGCUCCAGCAGCCCAGAAACUAUUCACUGCCCAGCCUGCCCUCCUGUUAUCGGAAAGGCUGUCACAGGGCAUUCUCCUCAAUUCCUCUCUGCCAUUUUCAGGAUUUGAGUAGUGGAUUCGUUUUGGAGGCAAAGGUUUUUGAACUCUCAGGCUAGAAAAGGCAGUUUGUAAUUACACCCAUUUAUUGUUUCUUUAUGCACACAUAAUCUCUUUCACCUCCAAAAUAAAAGCAAACACAAAAGCCUGAAUAUUCUCUCCCUAAACCUGUGGGCUAAAUAGAGAUAAUAUUUAGUUUUGCGAUUUCCCCUUUUUCCUGACACCAGUAAGGACUGCUUAAUUCUCAACGCGGGAUAAUUAUUUAGAAGCCAUUCUAUUGGGAAAGUCUAAGGUUAUUUAAAACAACAUAGCCUGUUUUAUUUUAAACAUUACUAACAAUAAUAGGUGUCUUCUCUGGUUACCAGAAAAAAAAAAAAAAGGAAAAGGCAACCAGGCGUGUCCAGCCUGUUUGUAGACAAUUACAAUUAGGGGUGAAGGUUUCCUCCAGAGUUAAUUUUUCUUAAUGAAAAUCUAAGGGGUCGAUAUUUAGGACACCCUGGGCUGCAGUGGGGGUGGGGAUACCGGCGGAGGAAUUUACAAGGAAAGGAAAAUAUUAGGGAGGAGGGGGCUGAGGCGGCCAGGAUCGGCCACGUCGGAGUUCAUUGUGUCGGCCACUUCCCUCUUCCGGCGCGGGCAGAGGAAGGGGCACCCGGUGGCUCUCUGCGCGGCUCCGCAGCCUCAUUCUCUGGGAGAGCCUGGCAUUUGCGGGUUCCCGCCUGGGACAGGGAUGUAUCAGGAUUUGGGGGGGAUUACUGGAACUGUUGGGGAGGAUGAAGGAAAAACAGAAGAUGGAAGAGACCGAUGCCGCUCGCCCGCCCUCGCCGCCAGGGAAGAGGGCUAAUGAGAAACACACUUUUGCAGGCACAGUGUUCACACGUGAAUUUAAUUACCCCUUUUUAGGAGUCGCCUCUUUCUGUUCGGAUUGGGGGUAGGUUUUGUUUUUUGUUUUUUUUUCUCAAUUAACAUACAGGCUGAGGCCUUUUAAUUUACCUCUGAAAGACUCUAAGGAGUAAGAAAUACCUUCCUCAAUUUGGCCAAGCUGAGAAAUAGGAUUAAAAGUCAAUGUCCUGUGCCCCUCCCUGUUUUAAUUUCUAGCCCUGGACUUGAUCUGCAGCCCGGAGUUUUGGGCCUUGUAACUGCAGAGCCGUGGGUCGGGUGGGUAACCUAGGCGGGUCCAGGAUAGUGGUCAGAAAGGAAGGAGCCCAGAAGAACUCACACAGGGGGCCCAGAGGCUAACCGCUCCGGUGCCGGCUUCCCAGCUACUAGAGUCAAGGGGUCUCUUAGGCGGAGCUGCUUUUUCGCCAGAGAACUCGCCUUUCAUUGAUCCUGCCUCGUGUUUUUUCGCAGCUCGGGUUCAGGGAAUGACCCUGAUAGAAGCUACGAGGCUUGCAGAGCUCAGCGUUAGGGCCUCCAAGGUCGGAACACACGGCUGGGACGCCUGUUGGGUCUGCCGGGGCUGUGGAUAGUGAUGCCGGCGGACCGCGAGCGGGGCGGGGUGGUCAUGCGUAUACGCGGGGAGGGAGCCGAGCGCGGGGCGCAAUCAGGUCCUGAAAUCCAUCGCCCCAGGGAGGACUGGCCGCUGUCUCCCUGGCCGUUCCUCGGUGGGGCCCUCGCUGGAGGCUCAGCGGCGAUUUUGGGAGCUGCCCGGGCGCCCUGCGCUCCAGUUGGGCAGAUGCCGGGGGCGUUCACAACUGAUGCUGCCUUCUCGGUGGCCUGUCCCUGUCCAGCGCGCUCCGGCAGAGGUGGUGGUGGCUCAGUCUGGGACGGAUACUGCGUUGAAUUUGACUUUUCUCGACCAGCCCCGGUUGAUAGAGAAAAACAGCCCAGCGAAGGCGCCUUCUCCGAAAACAAUCCUGAGAAUGAGAGCGGCGGAGACAAGCCCCCCAUCGAUCCCAGUAACCCGGCUGCCAACUGGCUCCAUGCUCGCUCCACGCGGAAGAAACGCUGCCCCUAUACAAAACACCAAACGCUGGAACUGGAGAAGGAAUUUCUGUUCAACAUGUACCUCACCCGGGACCGCAGGUACGAGGUGGCCCGACUGCUCAACCUUACGGAGAGGCAGGUCAAGAUCUGGUUCCAGAACCGCAGGAUGAAAAUGAAGAAAAUCAACAAGGACCGAGCAAAAGACGAGUGAUGCGACUCGAGUUCAUUUAGAAAAGAGAGAGUGAGCUAGAGAGAAAGAAUUGCCCGUCCCCUUCUCCUACCCCGACCCCACCCCAGCCUACCCCAGCCUCCACCACCCCACACAAGGCGGUUGGAAACUCCAGGCCUCAUGUCCUAGGCAAACCCUGUUCAGGCUGGUUCCUUGGCCUGCCACUUUAAUGGAGGAGGUAUUGUAAGCUUUCCAUUUUCUAUAAGAUUAAAAAAAAAAAAAAAAAAAAAGGUGGGGGCAUUAGCGCUGAUGGCUCUAUGUGCUAGCUUGUAUAUAUUAAAAAAAAAAAAAUCUACCUGUUCCUGACU
Cervus elaphus (red deer) is the source of this 3759-nucleotide messenger RNA. It is a transcript of the gene HOXA9, whose product is annotated as homeobox A9. Gene Ontology annotation, cellular component: nucleus. Gene Ontology annotation, biological process: embryonic skeletal system morphogenesis; DNA-templated transcription; proximal/distal pattern formation. Gene Ontology annotation, molecular function: DNA-binding transcription factor activity, RNA polymerase II-specific; RNA polymerase II cis-regulatory region sequence-specific DNA binding. The coding region runs from base 2768 to 3433 and encodes 221 amino acids. Lineage: Eukaryota; Metazoa; Chordata; Mammalia; Artiodactyla; Cervidae. The record is from RefSeq and is a predicted model, not a curated record. The transcript is spliced from 3 exons.